AUGGACUCAAUCAAGAACACUGUCAACCAGGCCUCCGAGUCUUUCCAGGGUGCCAUGUCUGGAACCUCGAAGCAGGGUAACGAGGAGGUCGCAAAGGGCCACACCGACGCGAACGCCACCACGCGUCUCACCGCCGCCAAAGACGCAGCCUCUGACAAGGUCCACGAAAAGAAGCACGACACCAAGUCGGACGUCUACGCCAACAAGUAG
Letharia columbiana is the source of this 210-nucleotide messenger RNA. RefSeq lists its product as uncharacterized. The record is from RefSeq and is a predicted model, not a curated record. The coding region runs from base 1 to 210 and encodes 69 amino acids. NCBI's taxonomy places the organism in Eukaryota, Fungi, Ascomycota, Lecanoromycetes, Lecanorales, Parmeliaceae. The transcript is spliced from 4 exons.